CCCACUUCGCCCACCGAACGCCUCGCCACACGCGCUCGCACUUCGUUAGACGCCCACCAUGAGCAGCCGUUCAGUAUCCAUCAAGCUUGCCCCCACACAAGGCAGCUUCCCGUUCGACACCAAAACGCUGUCCUUGACGCCGGACGCCCCGAGGAUAACUCUCGGCGUCCCGCCACCAAAGUCCCACGUAGCGCCCUCGCCGCGGAACGGACUCUUCGAACCUCUACAUGGCACUGUCCUCCCGCUCACCCUCGCCGUGACGCACGCCGAGCUUUACUUGGAGAGCGGCAAGGUUCUCAUUCGGGACCUCGACUCCCCCUUCGGCACCUUUGUCAACACUCAGCCUAUACGUGCGCCGACGCCUCUGAAGCCGGGUGACGUUAUCACGCUCGGCAAGAGGAUAAACAGGAACGCUAAGACGCCUCGGGACAUAACCGACGACCAGCUGCGCCCCAUCAGCUUGCAAGUAACGGUGCUCAGCACGUAACUCCCAUCGUUGCUUUCAGCCGGCUUCGCCCUGCCGAGCCACCGCUUCCCCUCGCUGUAGCCACUGUUCCCCUCGCUGGGAACAGCGCCCGCUUGUCGGACUAUCUGCAUCACUUACCUACUUUGUCAUCUCGUACUUGUCGCGCUUGUUGUUGUAUACCACCUGGUCUCUGUAGCGGUCUUGUUUCGCUUUGAAUCUACGCAGUCGCACUU
This is a messenger RNA of Schizophyllum commune H4-8, 699 nucleotides long. RefSeq lists its product as uncharacterized. NCBI's taxonomy places the organism in Eukaryota, Fungi, Basidiomycota, Agaricomycetes, Agaricales, Schizophyllaceae. The record is from RefSeq and is a predicted model, not a curated record. Bases 59 to 487 code for a protein of 142 amino acids. Gene Ontology annotation, molecular function: protein binding. The transcript has 3 exons.